Molecule: messenger RNA, 588 nt
Organism: Stylonychia lemnae
Lineage: Eukaryota; Ciliophora; Spirotrichea; Sporadotrichida; Oxytrichidae
Source: the annotation of a GenBank genome assembly
AUGGAGGUUUGCAACUAAAAAAGCACUAUUAUUUGUUCCCUUACUACUAACAUUGUAUUGGGUUCUAUAUUUUACUACUACACAUUCAUUGUAGAAAAGGAUGAGAAAUGUUUAGCUACCUACAUUAGUAACACUCCUCAAUCACUACAGCUUAAGAAUGGCAGAGAUAUUGUUGAUGUCUCCUAGAACUUUGAUUAGGUACUGAAACUUUACUUCUGGUCCAUCGUGGUCAAUGUCAUCCAAGACAUCCUAAGGCUGUUUUUCUUUAGUUGGGACAACAGAAAGAUAAAAAAUACUAUAUUAAUGUUGUCUUUGGCCUACCUAGUACAGCUCUAUGCCUUUGUGAUGAAUAAUAUUUACAGACUUAGACAUGAAGGGAUGGUAUGUUCAGGGGAUUAUUAGACUGAUGAGUAGAAAAAUGAAGAAUUCUUUAAAUUGACCUAUAUAGAAUAGAGAGGCUAAUUUUUAUGGGUGUUUCUAAUUGUCAACUGGACUAUGGUUGCUUGUGGCCUUUGCAUCUUGCUAUUGUGUCUAGCCUAAAGUGAUUCAUUUGUGCUCCUAAAUGUCAUGCAAGGCCUAUGUGUAUGA